Aaosphaeria arxii CBS 175.79 is the source of this 1830-nucleotide messenger RNA. RefSeq lists its product as uncharacterized. The transcript has a single exon. Lineage: Eukaryota; Fungi; Ascomycota; Dothideomycetes; Pleosporales. Gene Ontology annotation, cellular component: nucleus. The record is from RefSeq and is a predicted model, not a curated record. The coding region runs from base 216 to 1694 and encodes 492 amino acids. Gene Ontology annotation, molecular function: zinc ion binding; DNA binding; DNA-binding transcription factor activity, RNA polymerase II-specific. Gene Ontology annotation, biological process: aflatoxin biosynthetic process; regulation of DNA-templated transcription.
GGCUGACACCUAGUUGGUAACUGUGGAUAUCUCAACACUGGCAAGAUACAUAAAGACGAUGGACCUCAGUUUGGGUCGUUCUGCAUCUCACCACUCAAGGAUAGAUAUCUAGGGCACACGACCUGAGAAGACAACUCGAUAUCUCAUAACCCUCAUUUCCGAUCGACUCGCUCGAAGCUUCACUACUUACACGAAAUCUUCGAUCCUCGCUCGAUAUGUCUUUCACACCUCCUCCGUCAGAGUGGCACGCAGUCAUGCCUCCCUUCCCCACCUCCGCACCCAAGCCGGUGCUGUCCCCAACAUCGGCACCUCAACCCUCGAAAGCGGUACCUGAACGAAAGGCCAAACUCCGCGCUUCCUGCGACGCCUGUGCUGCUUCCAAGGUGAAGUGUAGCAAAGAGCACCCGAUCUGCCAACGUUGCGCUUCCAAUGGUUCACAAUGCAUCUAUGGUAUCUCCAGGAAACAUGGCAAGCCUGGCCGUACAAGGAAGCGAAACCCAGACGGUACGCCCUUUGUGAAGGCUUCCAAGCAAAGGCCUUCUCCAGAUGGCAGCGAGUUCGGCAAAUUCAGAGUCAAGGCUGGAUCGCCCAUUCUACCUGAAUUGCCUGACCUACCUUCCGAGACUGCUUCUUCAGUUGCAAGCUGGCCCUCUACACCCGAAUGGCCGGCCACUCCUGAGUUCGAAUACAGCGACUUCAACAUGACUCCGCUCCUAGAUCCCCUUUACACGGACGCCGAUUUCGCCAUGAUGGAUGAGCUUCUUCUUUCGUCCACACAAUCACCGAUGAUCGAUAGCAUACCAAAUUUUGAGUCGGAGCCCACAUUCACAGACCCAUUUGCAAAGAGGGACACCCAAGAGGUGGACUUCUCGAUGCAAAACGACUUCCAGCCUCUUAAGAAUUUCGUAGGCGGCGACUCAGUCAACCCAAUGGACUACACUUUCAACGCAUCGCCUCCCUUCAUUCCUCCACAGCAAGCUAUGCCCGAGAUCACACCUCCUCAAAGCCCCAAGGGUUCCAACAACUCGCAAACAUCUAAGGCCACAAACCCGGCUUUUAGCACACUGCGCACUAGCGUCGCCAUGCCUGCUUCUCAUUGCUGCUACAGCACUGCUUAUUCGACUCUUGAGACUCUUACUAUCCGUACGUCAGACAACGGAGCUACGAUCGAGAAGACCCUUGACUCUGUCCUCUCGAUCACCAAGGUUGCAGUCCAGCAAGUCAUGCAGCUUCUCUCCUGCCCUUGCUCCUCGGAUCCCCAUCUUGCGAUGCUAUACUCUAGCAUUGCUUCCAAGAUCUUGACGUGGUACCAGAUCGCAGCGGGCCUCAAGCCUGCCACUACUGGACCCCCUUCCCUACCUUCUACCUCCCCAACAUGCUCAUCAUCAUCCGACGUCUCCGACGCAUUCCUUUCCCCAAUCUCCCCUGCGAGCAUGAACAGCUCUGCCUUCGCAAUCGCUCCUCUUCCCCUCAAGUGUGGGCUCUUCGAGUUCGACGCCGCGGACCAGGAAGCGCUUCGCCGACAGGUUGUCCUUCGCGAGCUGAAGAAGUGCAGCGCAUUGGUUGAGGCAUUGGCGAACUGGCGCAGCAACAGCGAAGCUGAGCAGGCCGAGUUCCUCUACGACGUGCUGGGGGCCUGGUUGAAGAGCGAGCUCUACAAGACGAUUCGCGAGGUUUCCGGCGAGGAGGAGUAGGCCGCACGCCUUCGACACUGUCCCUACAUUGAUAUCUUCUUACGUGUAUUAGCGAUGGAGCAUGAUGAUUGUGUUAUUGAUAUCCCUGUUUAUAUUUUCUUUCGCCCUUUGUACAUACUGGUUGGGCUUGCAUUGU